AUGACAAUCAAAACCUACGAUAAAGUUCUUGAUUUUUGGUUUGGUCCAAAAUCAUCCGCCGACUAUCUGAAACAGAAGUCCUUCUGGUACGGCAGUCCUACAGACGACGCCUACGUGCGUAAAAAUCUAGGCGACUGCUAUGAAGCAGCCAGAAACGGCACUCUAGACGAGUGGAAAGACAUCGGAAACGGUGAAGGGGCUCUAGCUCUGAUAAUUCUUCUCGACCAAAUACCUCGCAACAUCUUCCGAGACACCCCGCAAGCAUAUGCGACAGACACCAAAGCAAUUGGGGUUGCGCGACACGCAGUGGCCAAGGGCUGGGACAAGCAGAUGCCCGAUAUCCAGAAACGAUAUUUGUACUCACCGUUCAAUCACUCUGAGAAUUUGGAGGAUCAGGAGAUGUCAGUCAAGUUGUUUACAGAGCUAGGGGAUUCUUAUCAUUUGCACUGGGCAAAGGAUUUCUAUGGGCAGAUUAAGCGGGAUGGACGAUUUAAGCACAGAGAUAAAAUUCUAGGGAGGUAG
Penicillium lagena is the source of this 522-nucleotide messenger RNA. RefSeq names its product DUF924 family protein. Bases 1 to 522 code for a protein of 173 amino acids. Lineage: Eukaryota; Fungi; Ascomycota; Eurotiomycetes; Eurotiales; Aspergillaceae. The record is from RefSeq and is a predicted model, not a curated record. The transcript has a single exon. Gene Ontology annotation, molecular function: protein binding.